Botrytis porri is the source of this 732-nucleotide messenger RNA. RefSeq lists its product as uncharacterized. The coding region runs from base 1 to 732 and encodes 243 amino acids. NCBI's taxonomy places the organism in Eukaryota, Fungi, Ascomycota, Leotiomycetes, Helotiales, Sclerotiniaceae. The transcript has a single exon. The record is from RefSeq and is a predicted model, not a curated record.
AUGGACACACCAGACCCUCCCCGCGGCCGCGGAAGAGGAAGAGGCUAUGGACGAGGCCGUGGCAAUAGUGAUAGAGCACCACGUUCUCAUACCAACGCAUCUCCAGUCCCACACAUAGCGCUCCUACACCCAGGAACACCCGUAUCGAUUGUUUUGAAAAUGGACCAGGGGAGUGGGAGGGGAGUGAAAGGGUUUGUGAGGGAACUUUUGACGAGGGGCGAUCAUCCGAGGGGGGUGAAGGUUAGGUUGAGGGAUGGAAGGGUGGGGAGGGUACAGGGGUUGUGUACUGAAGGGGAGGCGGAGGAGGGGGAGGGGGGGAUGAGGGGGUUGGGGAGGAAUGGGGAGGUGGGUGGAGGUGGUGAUGCGGGUGUAAGGGUGGGAGGUAUGAGAAGAGCAGGAGGAGGGGGAAGUGGAAACAUGUACUCGGAUUUUAGGACAGAUGGGUAUGAGGAAUCUUCCGCGGCGAGUAAUAGUGCAGGAGCUAGUUUGGAAGAUUAUAUUGUUGUGAAAGGGAAUCGGAAGGGGAAGAAAAAUACGGUUGAAGGAAAGAAAAACAGUGAGAGAGUCAUCAUGGAGCCAGAAGAAAGCGGUCAGAAUGACGAGGGAGAAGUAUUGGGAGAAAGAUCAACAGGAGAAGUCUUCAAAUCUGCAAUGAGUACAUGUCCUGUUUGUGGGAAGUUUGAGGGCGAUGAAAUGGCGGUUGCGCAUCAUGUUAAUGGUCAUUUCGAAUAA